AUGACAGACAAUAUUAGGCGUGCUAUGCAAGAUAUUGAUCUUGGUAGUGAAGUGGCGCCAUUUGUUCUUCCUCAUGCGGUGGUUCAACAAGCAGCGGAAGAAAACCGUUUCAUUCUUGUGGGACGCCCUACCAUGCCGAGACGUCAAAACAUUCGUGCCAUCAUCGCAGCAAUGCCAAGAAGUUGGGGACUAGAAGAACUUGUUCGUGGGCGAACAAUGGAGGGAAGAUGUUUCCAAUUUGUAUUCCCAUCGGAGGAAGCAAUGGAGACAGUCAUUAGACGCGGACCUUGGGCCUAUGCUGACAGAAUGAUCACUCUUCAGCAGUGGUCUCCCCUGAUGGAUAUGAAUCUCUUGAACAAGAUCCCUUUCUGGAUUCAAGUCAGGGGCAUACCCUUCCAAUUUAUGAACCGUGAAGUCAUCAUUCACAUUGCAAGGGCCCUUGGUGAAUACAUCCAAAUUGACUAUAAUGAAGAAGUGGGGGGAAGAAUGGAGUUUGUGCGCAUCCGGUUGAACUGGAACAUCAACAGCCCUCUGCACUUCCAGCGUAACUUCCAAUUCACUCCUGGAAUCAACACCUUACUCAAACUACACUACAAAAGACUUCGUGGUUUCUGUGAGACAUGUGGUAUGAUGACUCACGACUCUGGCCGGUGCUUGAUCCAAAACGGAGGCCCAGAAGAGGAUCCUGAUGAAGAUAAUGAUGAUGACAACAACCAAGAACAAGAUGAUCAACCCCACCAUGAUAUGGGAGUUUACAUUGAGGAGAUCAAUGAUGAAGGUGCAAACAUGGGCGCUCAGGAUGACAAUCCAGAAGAGCCAGUGAUGCAGGAAGCAGAGAUGCCUGAACAGCAAGUAGAAGAAACGGUUGAGAAGGAAGAUGAAUUCUGGUCUGGUGAAUCUAUGGGUACUAUGUACUCUGGUGAUUUGAACAUGGAAGAGAUACAACAAAAUGAAGUUUUCUGA
Molecule: messenger RNA, 963 nt
Organism: Brassica napus (rape)
Lineage: Eukaryota; Viridiplantae; Streptophyta; Magnoliopsida; Brassicales; Brassicaceae
Exons: 2
Coding region: 1-963 (320 amino acids)
Source: RefSeq, a predicted model, not a curated record